Racocetra persica is the source of this 136-nucleotide messenger RNA. The record is from the annotation of a GenBank genome assembly. Lineage: Eukaryota; Fungi; Glomeromycota; Glomeromycetes; Diversisporales; Gigasporaceae.
UAAUGUGAUAGACAAUGAAAGUGAGGAUGCGUCAAAGAGUGAAGUCGUGAAAAAACGGAAAACGAAAAAGAUUGAUGUGAUUAUAGAGGAUGAAAGUGGUGAGACGUCAAAGAAAGGAAAGACUAUGAAAAAAUGA